CCUGUCCUUCUAAGGUGACUGAAAUGUGUUUUCAAAAACGAAACUAUCUCCUUCUUGUCUGAAUGUGUGUGUAUCAUCCUUAUGACAAAACGAUAACAAAACUAGACUUGUAACGACGACCCGGGGAUUUUCGGUGACAAUCACUUGUCAUUAUCCAAAGUGUAGGCAAAUCCGCAGAAUGUUGGCAAAGAAGCCAAGCCUGAACGUGAGUGGAUGACUCAACCUAGAAUGGAGCCUUUAGUUGAAGACCUGGUUGCCUGGCAGUACUGAAGCUGUUUGUACCAUGGCACACUUUGACACAGAAUAUCAGCGCUUGGAGGCUUCAUACAGCGAUUCUCCACCAGGAGAGGAAAACCUGCUGGUGCAUGUACCCGAGGGAGCCAAGUCCCAAUGGCACCACAUAGAGAACCUGGACCUUUUCUUUCAGAGGGUCUAUAACCUGCACCAGAAGAAUGGCUUCACCUGCAUGCUUCUGGGAGAGAUCUUUGAGCUGGUCCAGCUGCUGUUCGUCGUGGGGUUCACUGUCUUCCUGGCUAACUGCGUGGACUACGAUAUCCUAUUCGCUAACAAGUUCGUCAACCACACAGACUCUUCUAAAGUCACCCUGCCUGACGCCUUCCUACCGGUUGAUGUCUGCAGUGCCCGUAUCCGUGACAACGCUCUGGUGAUGUUUGUGCUGGUGAUCUCCGGCGUGUUCUGGCUGCAUCGCCUCGUCAAGUUCAUCUACAACGUGUGCUGUUACUGGGAGAUCCGCUCCUUCUACACCAGCGCUCUCAAGAUGACCAUGGCGGAGCUGCCCUACGUCACCUGGCAGGAGGUGCAGGCCCGCAUCGUGGAGAUCCAGAAGGAACACCAGAUCUGCAUUCACAAGAAGGAGCUGAGUGAACUGGACAUCUACCACCGCAUCCUCCGCUUCAAAAACUACAUGGUUGCCAUGGUGAAUAAGUCCCUCCUCCCUGUGCGUUUCUGCCCUCCCCUGCUGGGGGACUGUGUGUUCUACACCCGCGGCCUCAAGUACAACUUUGAGCUCAUCUUCUUCUGGGGGCCAGGGUCUCUGUUUGAGAAUGAGUGGAGUCUGAAGCCAGAGUAUAAGAGAGGGGGGAACCGGUUAGAGCUGGCAGACAGACUGGCAUCCCGCAUACUGUGGAUUGGCAUCACCAACCUGCUGUUGUGCCCAGUCAUACUGGUGUGGCAGAUCCUGUAUGCCUUCUUCAGUUAUACAGAGGUGAUCAAGCGUGAGCCUGGCUCCCUGGGGGCCAGGUGCUGGUCCCUGUACGGCCGCUGUUACCUGCGCCACUUCAACGAGCUGGACCACGAGCUCAUGUCAAGGCUCAGUAAGGGCUACAAGCCCUCCUCUAAGUACAUGAACUGCUUCCUGUCUCCACUGCUGACAGUGGUGGCUAAGAACGUGGCGUUCUUCGCCGGUUCCCUCCUGGCGGUCCUCAUCGCCCUCACCAUCUACGACGAGGACGUCCUCGCUGUGGAACACGUGCUGUCGUCCAUCACGCUGCUCGGAGUGUGUAUCACAGUCUGCAGGUCCUUCAUCCCUGACAAGCACCUGGUGUUCUGUCCUGAGCAGCUUCUGAGGGUGAUCCUGGCUCACAUCCACUACAUGCCGGACCACUGGCAGGGCAACGCCCACCGCUACGAGACCCGCGACCAGUUCUCUCAGCUCUUCCAGUACAAGGCGGCGUUCAUCCUGGAGGAGCUGAUCAGCCCCCUGGUCACCCCCUUCAUCCUCAUCUUCUCCCUGAGAAGGAAGUCCCUGGAGAUCAUCGACUUCUUCAGGAACUUCACCGUGGAGGUGGUGGGGGUGGGGGACACCUGCUCCUUCGCCCAGAUGGACAUCAGGCAGCACGGCCACCCAGCGUGGAUGUCAGCGGGCCAGACCGAGGCGUCCAUCUACCAGCAAGCGGAGGACGGGAAGACGGAGCUCUCCCUGAUGCACUUUGCCAUCACCAACCCCCAGUGGCAGCCCCCCCAGGAGACCACCCACUUCAUCAGCCAGCUGAAGGAGAGGGUGCAGAGGGAGGCCACCGCCGCCUCGGACACGCACGCCCUCGCCUCGCUGUCCGAGUCCGAGCCGAGGAGUCUGGUGGCCAACCUCUUGGCGGGCCCCCCCACGCUGGCCUCUCUUCAUUUGGGGCGGGACGGGGCGGUCGGCAUGAGCGACGGGGCGUCGGCCUUGCGCUCACUCUCUCCAAUAAGCAGCAGCAUUCACUUGAGGGGCAGCUUCAGCUCAGCUCACAGGCCGGCCGGACACGCCUCUACGACGAGCCGGCCAAUGACAGGAUCCGGGACGGACGCUCGGACUGUCAGCUCCAGCAGCAGUGCGUGGGAAGGUCAGCUGACCAGUCUGGUCCUAUCAGAGUACGCCUCCACCGAGAUGAGCAUCCACGCCCUCUAUAUGCAUGAGAUCCACAAGCAGCAGUCUCGGGGCGAGCUGUCUCGUCACACCUGGCACAGAGAGGACAGCGAUGACAGCAGUGACCCUGAUGAGGGGACAGCGGGGGGGGCCAACCCUAGAGCCUUCCCCCGCUCACACACCUUCCCCUCCUCGGCCCCCAGUCCCAGCCGGAUCCCCGGGCCCAACUCGGCGCCGGGCUCAGCCCACGGCAGCACGGACCCCGUCCAGGAGGGGUCCGUGCAGAGCGGCGGACAGCGGCACUACGGAGGAACAACGGAGUCUGUGGGCACGGCGGGCAGGGUGGUGAGGUCAGCACGGGGGGUGCCCAUGGGAGGGUGGGCAGAGGAGGGGCAGGCUGCCCGGCUUCACGGCCCGGUACCUGAGGAGGGCUCGGAAGACGACAUGCCCCCGCAAAUACACAAGGUGGUCUAACUAACUCCAGUUUGUGAAGAGAAUCCAUACCACAAACAGACACACACACACAGACACACACACACAGACACACACAGACACACACACACAGACACACACACACAGACACACACAGACACACACACACAGACACACACACACAGACACACACAGACACACACUUCCCCCACUCCCUGCUGAAAUUAGAUCCAAGACUCAACAUUGACCACUGCCACAGUCACCAACAGCUCUUUGGUGGAGUAGCAUGUUCUGCUACUUCGACACCCCCGCAUCCAAUGGGUCAGUCAGUCUUUAAAAACAAAUUUAAAGCAUCCACAUGUAAAUCAAGUUUAGUAAACUAAUUCAAAGUUGAAAUCAAGACAGAUGUAACCUACACUUACUUUUAAUUUGUUGAAUUUCCCCCUCCUGUUGCUUGUAUUUAUUGCACAUCCAGGUAAAGAGAAUGUUCUCAUGUAAAGGGAUUGACAGAGGAGUAACCUUCACCUGAAGCACGGUUAUGUUUGCACUUGUAGAUUAGAACUUUUAUUUAAGGAAUCGGUUUUUGAUGCUUCGGCUCUGCCCGCUUCCAUGCAGCAUGUAAAUAAAUACUAAUAAUCUUAUGGACACCGCAAUCAUUCAAUCUUGAUCUUCAUACUGGGAUGUUGGAGCAUUAGAAAUACAAUGCCAUGUAGACAUUGCAGAUAUACACAUCAGCAAGCACAUGUGACUGUAACAUAGGAGACAUUUAAAGGCUUUGUGUGUGUUGAUCCAAUGUUCCUCUAUCAAUGAAAUGGUGUGUUUUUUUGUUUAGUUUUAGGAGAAAAGACCGUUUGAAUAUAUCGACAUCAACCUCAGUGCCAUGCAACAAUAUGCCAUUAAGCACAAGAUCAUGAACCCCUCGCCGUUGAUGAUUUUGAAUAUGAACCGUUUGAAUUGCAGUGGGAGAUCAAACCAUCACUGUCACCAUCCUAUAAAGCAGUCCCAGUUCACAAUAAAUAGUCAAGUUCACCUCGGCAUGCUAUCUCUGUCCCACAGGUUUUCUCCAAAUCCUAUGAAGAAAAUGCACUUUAGUUAAUGGUAUGUUGAUUCCAAAGGGUGUCUCAGUUUGUAAUGUUGGUGUGAGUUUCUAAUUAUGGGGAGGUGACAGGAGAAUAGUUCAAGAAAAGAGUAUGUUUCUGUUGUUUUGAUUGCUAAUAAGAAAGAAGCACAGAUUAGACGUGGCAGACUAUGUCCCUGAUUAGACUACUACAGAAAGCAGUACCAAGUUUAAGGUGAGGUGAAUUAAUGCUUACUGCACAGGAUUUUCUGUUUUAUAUGUCCUUUAAAUGAAUUUUGUACAGUUGUAAAUUCAUCAAUAAAAUGUAUUUAAUAUGU
Molecule: messenger RNA, 4192 nt
Organism: Osmerus eperlanus (European smelt)
Lineage: Eukaryota; Metazoa; Chordata; Actinopteri; Osmeriformes; Osmeridae
Gene: atg9a
Product: ATG9 autophagy related 9 homolog A (S. cerevisiae)
Exons: 20
Coding region: 284-2839 (851 amino acids)
Biological process (GO): protein localization to phagophore assembly site; autophagy of mitochondrion; nucleophagy
Cellular component (GO): autophagosome; phagophore assembly site
Source: RefSeq, a predicted model, not a curated record